Molecule: messenger RNA, 2518 nt
Organism: Alternaria rosae
Lineage: Eukaryota; Fungi; Ascomycota; Dothideomycetes; Pleosporales; Pleosporaceae
Product: P-loop containing nucleoside triphosphate hydrolase protein
Exons: 3
Coding region: 86-2230 (714 amino acids)
Molecular function (GO): ATP binding; ATP hydrolysis activity
Source: RefSeq, a predicted model, not a curated record
CCCACAACAUCCUUUCCUUCUUGAAUCUCAUCCAUCAAUUAUCCGAUAUUACGGCAUCCCUCCAACCCACUCGUUGUUCGUAGGAAUGGAAGCUCAAACGUACACAAAUCGACCACAGAGCCCCCGUGAUGUUUCGACAGCCAGUGGCUCUGUGCCUAUGCGAGAACUGCCCAAGAAUGACGGGGCUAAAUGCGCAAGUCCCACAAACGGACCUCCCACUGACAAGUGGGUCACUAUACACCUUGUGUACUGCUCCGGCACUCAUCAGGACCAUCAAGGUCAUCAUUCAUGCGCAUACUUUCUCGAUCUCCCAGCUCUACCUACCGGCGCAAGUCCUACGACACCCCUUCGUGGCCGGGAUCGCUUGCUGGAUAUUGGGAGCUAUCUGCCUGGACGGGAUGGUUUUGAUUUUGUGAUUUACCUUGAGUACGACUGCGAGGCUCAUGAUGAGCUUACCAAGGACACCUCGACAUCCUUUCCGAAGCCUUGCAUACUUCAGGAUGAGGGUAUUGAACUCAAGAAUCUACCUGCAGAGCCUAUUUCCGAGCGAUUGCACCUGUCAGAAAGUCUCGAGGAAGCUUUGCGGGCGUUAUACGAUCAGGAUACCAACAAACACCAAGAGUGGGACUUCGCAGAGGAUGUCACAUACCCGUACACAAAGUUGUAUAAUUGCAGAUGUCUCUUCAUCGACCCAAUGAUACAAUUAUUGGAACCGCAACAACAGCUAGAACUCGAGAGACUGUUCCACUACCUGGCGGGGCGCCUGAACGUGGAUUACCAGAGGCUGGCGGAACUGUCCGCUGCGGGAGUCAUAAGUCAAAAGUAUUGGCCACUGCUAUUUCGACCAAAUGAUACGGUAAUCACAAUCAAAAACGACCAGUAUGAGGCAUUUGUGAUCACAUCUUGCCGUUUGAUCAAUCAAACCACGCUAAACAUGGAGUGCUGGACCUGGGAAUACAAUGGAAACUUCUUUCGAAAGCACUUCACUGUUACCAGUGAGUGGCCCUCUAGCUCAAAGCAAGUUCCAAUCACCCAGCUCUCGGCGUAUCCCGUUCGCUACGCCGUAGACGGGGUUGAGUACAAACUGCGCGAGCGUGGCUGUACCUUCUGGGGUUGCCGGCGACGAAAGUACGUGAACUACAAUGUGCAAUCCAAAGGCCUGCGCCCGCAGCUCACUAACCUACGUUACAUGGUCGACAUGGACACGUACAGGUCGACUCACAGUGCUGGUGAUUACACAUUAAAAGAGGGCGAGUUCCCGGAUGAUGUCCUUGAAAGUGACGAGAUCCCACAAGGCUCACUUGCACUUUUGCUUCCGUCAACUAUUAUUGGAUAUGGUUUUCACAACAGGAAGUGGGAUAAACUCCUAGUAGAUCACAUUCGGGACAUCGAAUGGAACAGCGGAGUCUUUGGACAUCAGCUGGUUCUCACGGAAGCGAAGAAAGAGCUGAUUAAGGCUCUGGUUACUGUUCACAUCGAUGACAGCCGUACCACUAAAGCAGACUUCAUGGACGGGAAAGGCGAAGGGCUUCUUAUUCUGUUACACGGAGGGCCAGGUACCGGUAAAACGCUGACCGCUGAGAGCAUUGCAGAACUCGUCAAGCGUCCACUCUUCAGGUUAUCGUGCGGCGAUCUCGGAACCGAUGCCCAAAGUGUUGAGAAGAACCUGAUAUCCGCGUUGGCCUUUGGAAGUCACUGGGAUUGCAUAGGUCUUCUGGACGAGGCUGAGGUAUUUGUCGAAGAGAGAGCAUCGAAUAGUUUUCAGCGUAACGCGCUACUCUCCGUGUUUUUGCGCAUCUUGGAAACGUAUGAUGGCAUCUUGAUUUUGACAACAAAUUGUGUCGGCGUCUUCGACGAAGCUAUGACAUCCCGCAUUCAGCUUGCGCUUCACUAUCCACCGCUGGAUACGGAUAGCCGUUGGAGGAUCUGGAAGAACUUGGUCCAAUCGAUUUCGGAAACCGGUGAGAAUAUCAAUGAGGAAGAUAUUACCACGAAUCUCGACAGCAUUGCGCGGUAUAAACUAAACGGUCGAGCAAUCAGGAAUACGCUAACUACGGCUCGCCAGUUGGCGCGGUACAAAAAGGAAGCUUUGAAUCACGCGCAUAUAAACCAGGCGCUUGGAGUCGUUAACGAAUUUCUCGAAUAUAUCAUGAGAACAAAGGAAGGACUCAACGAGAUUGACUUUGCAUUUCGUAGGGGCUGGAGAGAAGAUUCAUCCUUCAUUGAAUAGGAAGCUGAAAAGAAGUCGAAAAGGGCAGAUAGGGAGUGCUCGGACAGCUCGUUCUCUCCACAUCUUUCCUAAUUUUCCUCCACAGAACAUUUUCGAUUUACAGUCCGGCUUGUUAGUUUCUCUGCUUUGAUUUCAUGAUCAGUUAGGUUGUUCGGUAUGAUGUUGUGCGUGGGCAGAUUUGGGAGCACGAGCAAUAAAAUAUAAGUCGUUGAGGUUUCCAUCUCCAGAUGGCCAGAUCAUCAAGAGGCAGCUAGAAGAGCUGAUAUAUAAUGUAAAAUUCCAUAAUCA